AUGGACGAUUUACAAAAUUUCGAGUACCUGUCGCUUGUAUCAAAGAUUUGCUCCGAAUUGUACAAUCAUUUAAAUCUUGACGAUAAAGAUUUGGCCGAAUUUAUCAUUCAUUUAGCGAAAGAAAGCAACACUUAUGAUGUUUUUCGAAAGAAAUUAAGUGAAAAUGACGCCGAUUUUCCUGAUUCGUUCAGCAGCAAUUUGUAUCGUAUUGUUCAAAAAAUGUUACCGACACCAACGAAGACAACAACAACAAUCGACAAUGGAAGCGAAACCAAUGGCGAACAAUCUCGGCAAUUGACAGACAUGGCACUGCGGAAAGCCAUGUGUCCAGCUUUAUGUCGACCCAAUGAUCCAUCAAUUCGAACAAUGAUUUACGAUGAAACAAAGCCAGAUAUUCCGAAAGAGGAAGAUAAACAGACUGUUGACGAUCUUAUGGAUGAAUUAGUAAAUCUUGAAGCCAAAGCGAAAUCGAAUCAAUCGGUGAAACGCGACGAUUAUGAUGAUCACAAGAAAAAGAAAAAGCAUCACCGAAAUCGUUCGCCAGAUUCAAAACACGAUCGAAAGAAGUCUAGUCAUAAAGAUCGUAAACGUCGUCGACGUUCAUCAACCGGUUCUCGAAGUGACAGUCGAAGUAGUCGUAGUAGUUACGAUCGCUCUCCUUCACCGAAACAUCAUUCCUCGAAAAAAACACGGCAUCAUGAUCGCAAUGAAUCACCACCACGCCAGAGAGCGCCAGAUAAACCAACUGUUGGGAAUAUUUAUGAUGGAACAGUGAUGUCAAUCAUGCGAUGGGGAUGCUUUGUACGGUUGACUCAGUUUCGCAAUCGUUUAGAAGGACUUGUUCAUAUAUCAAAUAUUCAUAAGGAUCGAAUUGCAAAUGUGGCUGAUGUUAUCAAACGUAAUCAAGCUGUAAAAGUCAAAGUUCUUUCAUGUACAGAUGACAAACUCAGUCUCUCGAUGAAAGAUGUUGACCAAGACACAGGUGAUGAUUUGAAUGAAGAUUUAACAAAAAAAUUACGUGGUGAAAUAAGCAUUGAAAAUGAUCGAAAUCCGGAUGGUCCUGCUGGUUAUUCCUCGUUAAACCGAAUGAAUCCCCGUGAUCCUUCGAUGGCCGGUCAAUUAGAUAUCAAUUCGAAAGAUAAUCGAGGAAAAAGUUCUCGACAAGUCUCCGAUUAUGAUCAAUGGGAACUUAAUCAAAUGCGUAGUGCGAAAUGUAUCGACCUUACUGAAUUACCAUACUAUGAUGCCGAAACUGGACUUUUAUCUAAAGAGGAUGAUUCCGAUGGUGAAGAUAUCGAAGUGGAAGUUGUUGACGACGAAGCACCGUUUUUAAAAGGUUAUGGUAAACAAAGUGUGCAAGAUUUGAGUCCGGUAAAGAUUGUGAAGAAUCCGGAUGGAUCGCUACAACAAGCAGCGAUGAUGCAGAGUGCCUUAUCGAAAGAACGACGAGAAAUUCAACAGGAACAACGUGAUCAACAACAACGAAGCGAAACAUUUCGUCCAAAUGGUACGAAUUACGAUGAUCCGAUGAAUCCUGACAGUUCAACAUCACGUACAACAUCAGCAGAUCUAAAUUCGAAAUCAGGGGCAAAUAUGUCGGAGUGGAAGAAAUCUCUAAUGAAUAGCAAGCCAACAUUCGGUAAACGAACAACAAUGAGUAUUAUUGAACAACGGCAAAGUUUACCAAUUUACAAAUUAAAAGAACAAUUACUCAAAGCUGUCAAUGAUAAUCAAAUACUUGUCGUUAUCGGCGAAACCGGAUCGGGAAAGACGACUCAAAUUACACAAUAUCUAGCUGAAGCUGGCUACACAUCACGAGGUCGAAUUGCAUGUACGCAGCCGCGUCGUGUUGCUGCCAUGUCCGUUGCUAAACGUGUCGCUGAAGAAUUCGGUUGUCGACUUGGACAGGAAGUUGGAUAUACAAUCCGUUUUGAAGAUUGUACAUCACCGGAAACCAAAAUCAAAUAUAUGACGGAUGGUAUGUUAUUGCGAGAGUGUUUAAUUGAUCCAGAUAUGAAUCAAUAUUCGGUGGUCAUGUUGGAUGAAGCACACGAACGUACCAUCCAUACUGAUGUUCUGUUUGGUCUAAUGAAACAGGCUGUGCAAAAACGUUCAGAACUGAAAUUAAUCGUCACGUCAGCUACUUUAGAUUCCGUCAAGUUUUCCGAAUAUUUCUUCAAAGCACCAAUCUUUACCAUUCCCGGUCGAACAUUUCCUGUUGAAGUUCUGUAUACGAAAGAACCAGAAACCGAUUAUCUCGAUGCAUCAUUGAUUACAGUUAUGCAAAUUCAUCUUACUGAACCACCAGGUGAUAUAUUAGUAUUUUUAACUGGUAAAGAAGAAAUCGAUACGGCGUGCGAAAUUUUAUUUGAACGAAUGAAAACUCUGGGCCCUGAAGUUCCUGAACUGAUUAUCUUACCAGUAUAUUCAGCAUUACCUAGUGAAAUGCAAACCAAAAUCUUCGAUCCGGCACCACCGGGUUCACGCAAGGUCGUUAUUGCAACAAACAUUGCUGAAACAUCACUAACUAUUGACGGUAUCUAUUACGUUGUUGAUCCUGGUUUCGUGAAACAAAAAGUCUUCAAUCCAAAAUCAGGCAUGGAUAGUCUCGUGGUCACACCUAUCAGUCAAGCUCAAGCAAAGCAACGUAUGGGUCGUGCAGGUCGAACAGGUCCAGGAAAAGCUUAUCGAUUAUAUACCGAACGUGCUUACCGUGAUGAAAUGCUUUCAACUAAUGUCCCUGAAAUUCAACGAACAAAUUUAGCCAGUACAGUGCUAAGUUUGAAAGCCAUGGGUAUCAAUGAUCUGCUAUCAUUCGAUUUCAUGGAUCCACCACCAUUAGAAACCAUGAUUAUGGCCAUGGAACAAUUGCAUGCACUGAGUGCACUGGACGACGAAGGAUUGUUGACUAAACUUGGUCGACGUAUGGCAGAAUUUCCAUUAGAGCCACAAUUAUCAAAAAUGUUAAUCAUGUCCGUUGAAUUACGCUGCGCCGAAGAAGCAUUGACCAUCGUAUCGAUGCUUUCCGUACAGAAUGUUUUCUAUCGACCAAAAGAAAAAGCAGAACAAUCGGAUCAACGUAAAGCUCGUUUUCAUCAAUCCGAAGGUGAUCAUUUAACCCUACUUGCUGUUUACAAUGCUUGGAAACAGAAUAAGUUUUCCAAUCUAUGGUGUUAUGAAAAUUUUAUUCAACAACGUUCAUUAAAACGCUCGCAAGAUAUUCGAAAACAAAUGUUGGGUAUUAUGGAUCGACAUAAAUUGGACGUUAUUUCAUGCGGAAGACAAACUGGUCUUGUUCAAAAAGCAAUCUGCUCUGGUUUCUUUCGAAAUGCUGCAAAACGUGAUCCUCAAGAAGGUUAUCGAACAUUAGUCGAUAGUCAAGUAGUUUAUAUUCAUCCAUCGAGUUCGAUCUAUCAUCGACAACCGGAGUGGCUUUGUUAUCAUGAGUUGGUUUUCACGACGAAAGAAUACAUGCGUGAAGUUUGUGUAAUUGAUCCUAAAUGGCUUGUUGAGUAUGCGCCGAAGUUUUUCAAAUUUGGAGAUGCAACAAGAUUGUCAAAGAUGAAGAAAGAACAACGUGUCGAACCAUUGUUCAACAAAUACGAAGAGCCCAAUUCAUGGCGUAUCUCACGUCUUCGUCGACCAUACUACAAUCCAGCUGGCAAAUUUGGUUAA
Messenger RNA from Adineta ricciae, 3675 nucleotides. The record is from the annotation of a GenBank genome assembly. NCBI's taxonomy places the organism in Eukaryota, Metazoa, Rotifera, Eurotatoria, Adinetida, Adinetidae.